This is a messenger RNA of Hippoglossus stenolepis (Pacific halibut), 2742 nucleotides long. RefSeq names its product zic family member 1 (odd-paired homolog, Drosophila) (gene zic1). Bases 447 to 1775 code for a protein of 442 amino acids. The record is from RefSeq and is a predicted model, not a curated record. Lineage: Eukaryota; Metazoa; Chordata; Actinopteri; Pleuronectiformes; Pleuronectidae. Gene Ontology annotation, molecular function: DNA-binding transcription factor activity, RNA polymerase II-specific; RNA polymerase II cis-regulatory region sequence-specific DNA binding. The transcript is spliced from 3 exons. Gene Ontology annotation, biological process: regulation of transcription by RNA polymerase II; central nervous system development. Gene Ontology annotation, cellular component: nucleus.
CUGCACCGUGGAUUGUUAUUUGGUGAGUGCAUGUUAUUGGGGGGAAAGGCGCUCCGCCAAUGGGAGCGCAUCUCCGCGGCCACAUGACUACCCCCCUCCUCUCCCAUUCAUCAGGGCUGGACUGUGUUGUCUUUUCAAUUCAUUUAUCUGCAGGAAUGAUUGCGACUAUCAGUCUAGAGCUCACCGCCUGACUGAGGAGGUGAAAGUUGCGCCACAGGAAGAUAAACCGCAAAAGACAAUAUUGCAUGCAUACAUGAUUUUGCGUGUGCAUCGGAUGAGCGGUAUAGGGGAAUUCCUCGCGUCGUAGAAAGUAAACAGGAAAGCGGUGGAUUUGAGAGUUUGCUCAGUCGAGUGAGGUCCAAGAGAUAGAGAGAGGGGGAGGAAGAAUAUCUGCGCGUGAUUUUUUUACUUCUGCUCUCAGUCGUCUCGGCGAGUCUAGACUGAAGAUGCUCUUGGACGCAGGACCGCAGUAUCCCACCAUAGGAGUCACUACUUUCGGCUCCUCACGGCAUCACUCAACAGGCGAAGUCACAGAGAGAGAAGUGGCGUUGGGGAUAAAUCCGUUCGCGGAUGGGAUGGGCGCCUUCAAAAUAAACCACAGCUCCCACGAUAUCGGCUCCGGACAGACGGCGUUUUCCACCCAGGCGCCCGGCUACGCUGCAGCCGCCCUGGGACACCAUCACCACCCGACCCACGUUGGCUCUUACUCCACGGCGGCGUACAACUCCACCAGGGACUUUCUCUUCAGAAAUCGGGGUUUCGGGGACGCCGCCGGGGCGCAGCACAGUUUGUUCGCCUCUGGAAGUUUCGCAGGGCCACAUGGACACUCAGAUGCGGCGGGGCACCUGCUCUUCCCGGGGCUCCACGAGCAGGCGGCGAGCCAUGCGUCCUCCAACGUGGUCAACAGCCAGAUGCGGCUGGGCUUCUCGGGGGACAUGUACGGACGCGCCGACCAGUACGGCCACGUUACGAGCCCGCGGUCCGACCACUACGCCUCCACCCAGCUGCACGGCUACGGCCCCAUGAACAUGAAUAUGGCCGCGCACCACGGAGCCGGGGCCUUCUUUCGAUACAUGAGGCAGCCGAUCAAGCAAGAGCUCAUCUGCAAGUGGAUCGAGCCGGAGCAGCUGACGAACCCCAAAAAGUCGUGCAACAAAACUUUUAGCACGAUGCACGAGCUGGUGACCCAUCUGACCGUGGAGCAUGUGGGGGGACCCGAGCAGACCAACCACAUCUGCUUCUGGGAGGACUGUCCAAGAGAGGGGAAGCCGUUCAAAGCCAAAUACAAACUUGUGAAUCAUAUCAGAGUACACACGGGAGAAAAGCCUUUCCCCUGUCCGUUCCCCGGCUGUGGCAAAGUAUUUGCCCGAUCGGAAAAUCUAAAAAUUCACAAAAGGACUCACACCGGGGAGAAGCCUUUUAAGUGUGAGUUUGAGGGCUGCGACAGGAGAUUUGCAAACAGCAGUGACCGCAAGAAACACAUGCACGUCCACACGUCGGACAAACCGUAUCUGUGCAAAAUGUGCGACAAGUCCUACACACACCCCAGCUCCCUCCGAAAACACAUGAAGAAGGUCCACGAAUCCACCAAUCCGGCCUCGCAGCCGUCUCCAGCGGCCAGCUCGGGCUACGAGUCGUCCACACCUCCCACCAUCGUCUCCCCGUCCACAGAGAACCAGAGCAGCAGCAGCUCCAUAUCACCAGCAGCCUCGGCAGUGCACCACACAGCCAGCCACAGCGCGCUGUCGUCAAAUUUCAAUGAAUGGUACGUGUAAAUAUUUUUGAGAAACACAGAAAAGAAAGGAAAAGAGGGAGAGAGAAACUGCAGAAUUUUAAAAAAGAAAAAUGAGAAAAACUGCUUGGAAUCAAAGUCAGCCAGUGAAACGUGGACUGAGAAGAGGCCCAGACGAUCAAUUUAAAGGCAGUGACAGAAUGCAUGGACUAAAGAGGAGGCAUGGACAGCCACCAAGUUUUACUUCUUUCCUCUCCCCCACACACACACAAAACCCACAGUAUUUCUUUUGAGUCUUUUAUUUUUUACCGAGAGACUGCUCACACAAGCAUGCGAUCUGCGAGGCCUGAAUUUUUCUUUUUUGUACAUAAAAGGAUUUCACCAAGUUUUGGGGGAAAUGAAAAUGUUAAUAUUUUAUUUUGUAAAUAGUUCUAUCACAGUUUAAGGGAAAUUUGUGAAGAAGAGAAAGAAAAAAAAAUGUGGUCCCUUGAUAUAUUGGAGAAAUGAGAUGGCUCUAAGAAUAUUUGCGAUGAAUAGACUUCAUUGAAGAGAAUGUUAUAGUUGUGUACCAAAUGUGAAUUAUCCAGUAUUACUACAGUCUACACGUCGACCUUAACCGACUCUUAGUAUUAAUGUGCUUUUGUAGCCUAUCCAGUGCAACAUUUUCGUCCAAGGUCCAGUUUGAGUAGCACAGUAUCAUUGUUGUUAUUUAAUGUCAUGUCGAUAAAUCGUGUAGUGAAAGCCUGAAAACUCCGUGUCAAUCUGUUUAUGUACGUGAUAAAUAUACAAAAAAAAAAAAUCUCUGUCAAUUUAUUUGUCUGAAAGGAAGUAUUAUUACAUGUAAGUAGCUCAAUUUUCCAUAUUUAUCCGCAUGUAAAGGACCGGUUAACAUGUUAGAAAAAUGGUCGGUAUUUAUGGAGAAAUGCGCUCGUAUGUAAAAUUUAGUUUACAAAAAAAAUGUUUGGAUACAUUUCGUACUAUAUUAAAGAAUUAAAAAAAAUACCAGAAUG